Molecule: messenger RNA, 776 nt
Organism: Moneuplotes crassus
Lineage: Eukaryota; Ciliophora; Spirotrichea; Euplotida; Euplotidae
Source: the annotation of a GenBank genome assembly
AUUUUAAAGCAAAGAUGUAUAACGGAGUGGGGCUUCAAACAGCAAGAGGUUCUGGUACCUCUGGAUAUGUUCAGAAGAGUUUAGCAUAUGCCCAACAAAAAAGAUCACAGAAGAACGAUUACGUUGAACAGCUGAAGAAGAUGAGGGAGAACCCUCUCCCUCCUCCAAAGCCAGCUAAUCGAGCUAUCCUCGAUCAUGAAGCUCGUAGGAGAGAAGCAAACCGUCGCUUCAUUAAGAAUAAAGGCUUGGAUAAAUCCAAGGCAAAGUCCAGGAUGCUCGUCGAGAAGGUAGACACUCACCUUGCCAAGCUUGAGAAAGAGAAGGCUAUGAACAAGAUUGCUAAUGCUUUUAACAUCGAUGAUAACAAGUUCGAGCAAGGAGCAGCCUUUGAUAUUGAAUUACAGGAGAUGAAGAGAUUAGAGAGACUAGCUGAGAUGCAAGAGAAAAAGAAGGAGAGAAGAAGAGAAGAGAAAAAGAGAAGAAGGAUGAUUGAAGAAGAAAAUGAAAGAUUAAGAGAGCUGGAGCGUGAUGAUCGUGAUGAGAGUGGUAGUAAUGGAGAUAAGAAAGAGAGAUCUGAAAGAUCAGACAGAUCGGAUAGAUCAAGUGAUAGAAGAGAUAGAAAGAAGAGAAAGCAUAGAAGAAAGGAAAAGAAGGAUAGGAAGGAAAAGCACAAGAAGCAUAAAAGAAGGAGAAGCCAUAGCAGAGACAGAAGUGAUUAAGUAACAAUUUACUUGUAGCAAAUUCCACAAUUCUUUUCCUCUUUGCUUAGUAUAUCU